GGACGUUCUUUGUUUUUUUGGGGGGGCCUUCCCUUUAAGAUUGUAGGACCAAGUCAGGACCGCUCGAAUAUGCCACUGGAUUCAAUGGAGUGCAAUGUACCACUGGAUCAACUUAUUGUUUGGAGAGGGAUGGAUGGCUGGACACAGCUGGAUGCAAGAGAACUGAAGAGCUCCAGCCAUCGGAUUUUGGAGCGCCACGCCUCCCUGCUCUCAGAGGCUUUCGGCACCACGAUCAAAGCCGCGGAGAGAGGGCCUCCACAAGGUCACACUGCCAGCUUUAGCCGCCAAUGUCAGCCUCGCACCUUGCGAAGAGGCAUUUUCGAGGACAUGCAAAAGAGCUUAACCGACUCUGCUGUUCAGGCUGCAUCAGGUCUCUCAAAGGAAGAGAACGAAGCAAUGCUUGAAAAUUGCAAGAGCGGCAAGAUGAGCCUUGAUGACUACUUGGUCGUCAUGAAAAUGUUUGGCAAGCUGGGAGAAGUAGGAGAGAAGGUGGGACCAUUGAAAGACAUGCUUCAGCAGGGGAGCAACACCCAAAAUGUAGAGGACGCGAAAGAGAGGUUUGCUGAACAGGAGCAAAUGGUAAAGGUGAUGACCGAUGAGGAGCGCAAGAACCCAGAUUUGUUCUUCAAACAGGGGCCUGCAGGGCGCAAUGCACUGAAGCGCUGGGCGACUGCAGCCGGGAAGUCUGAUCAGGAGAUGUUGGAUUUUCUCGUGGAAUAUCGAACCAUGAAGUCCAUGUUUGGAAAGCUUGGGCAAGGAGAAGACUUCGCUGAUGUUCAGAAGCAACUCAGGAAGGAGACGGAUGAGCUUAGGAAUAACGUGAAGACACGCAAGGUCAAUUUGUUUGGCCCCACAAAAGCGGCGGACAUGGUGCUAGCAGCUCUUGGCCAGACGGGCUUCCAAAACAAAGGGAGGACGUAGAGGAAAGCAACCUGAAUGGAUGACACUGUGAUGCUUAUUCCUUGGCUGAGUGCUGAUCAGAAAUGAUUGCUUAAAAGGGUCGGCAUGGUUGUCCGUUCGCUCCCACAUGCGCAAUCAUUGAA
Durusdinium trenchii is the source of this 1043-nucleotide messenger RNA. Lineage: Eukaryota; Dinophyceae; Suessiales; Symbiodiniaceae. The record is from the annotation of a GenBank genome assembly.